GAAGACGACAGCCGGCGAGUCGGCUCCGGGCAAAGGGCUUACGCCAAAUUAGUGCUAACGGAUGCGAGGCGCGGCCUCAGGGUAACCCCAAGUGCCAAGAGACUGUUGCCCCCAAAUGAUGUCUGCUUCGGGGGAAAGCGACCCUAGCGAGUGACAACACAACGAGCCCCAUUUUCUUGCGGCCAAAGCCACCCUCACCCCUACCCCCACCCACAACCCCAGCCCCCAGCCCCCAACGAUCGAAAGAAGCAGCGAGCGAAGACGACGAAUACGGUGACGCAACUGCGUCAAGCCAAGCGCUGCCCCAGGAAUUCGAACCUAUCUGCACGCAGGUACGUUGGCCGGAGAGGCGAGGGGGUAGAGAGGGGAAGAGGAGGAAGUGAAGGGGAGGCGAGGCGAGGGAAGGGAAGCAGUUGGUGCUUAGACGUUUUCUGAUUCUGUGCCAGUGCCACUUCCAGGGGGCCGGCCUCGUCUUUGGAUUGUUGGAUUGUUCCAUUUCAUGCGUGACAAGGUGGCAGAAUUGGAAUUCGUGGAGGAGGAGGGAGUGAUCGGGAGAGUGAUUAGGUGAGGGAGGGAGGGAGGGAGGGAUGACGGGGCGAGCGCUUUUGCAGCGCACGGUCGCUAGGGCUUUGUCGCAGGCAUGGCAAGCUCGAGCUGGCGCAGCAGCGCCGGGGGGAGAGAUUUCAAGCCUGGGCAGGAUUGCGCCCGUGUGGAGCUCGGUGCGGCACCAUUCCGGGGCAUCGGCAGCCGCGGCGGUGGAGGAUGACGAUACUCCGGCCGUGAUGAUGAAGGGAGUGAAGAUGCCCGGCCGACCUCUGUACCUGGAUAUGCAGGCGACGUCGCCCGUCGACCCCCGAGUUCUCGAUGCGAUGCUGCCCUUCUUCAUCGACCAGUAUGGAAAUCCCCACUCGCGCACGCACGUCUACGGGUGGGAGAGCGAGGACGCCGUCGAGCGAGCUCGCGAGCAGAUCGCCAAGCUCAUCGGCGCCAACUCGAAGGAGAUCAUCUUCACCUCGGGAGCCACCGAAGCCAACAACAUCGCUGUCAAGGGUGUCGCUCACUUCUACAAGGACAAGAAGAAGCAUGUCAUCACCACGCAGACGGAGCACAAGUGCGUGCUCGACUCCUGCCGUCACUUGCAGCAGGAAGGGUUCGAUGUGACCUACCUCCCGGUGAAGCAAGAUGGGCUCAUCGACCUCGAGGAGCUCAAGGCAGCCAUUCGACCCGAUACCUGCUUGGUGUCCGUCAUGUUCGUGAACAACGAGAUCGGCGUUAUCCAACCGAUCAAGGAAAUCGGAGAAAUCUGCCGCAAGCAUAAGAUCUUCUUCCACACCGAUGCCGCUCAAGCUGCAGGCAAGGUGCCCAUCGAUGUCGACGAGAUGAAGAUCGAUUUGAUGUCCAUCAGUGCGCACAAGAUUUACGGCCCCAAGGGAGUCGGGGCCAUCUACUUGCGGAGGAGACCUCGAGUUAGGGUUGAAGCGCAGAUGAGCGGGGGUGGCCAAGAGAGGGGCAUUCGAAGCGGAACCGUGGCGACUCCUCUGGCUGUGGGAAUGGGCGCUGCCUGCGAGGUUGCGAUGCAAGAGAUGGAGAACGACGAGAAGCACAUACUGGAAUUGCAGCAGCGGUUUCUGAAGGGCAUCUCGUCGCAGGUUCAGGGGCUCGUCAUAAACGGGAGCAUGGAACAUCGAUACGCCGGAAACCUCAACAUUUCCUUCUCGUACGUCGAGGGAGAGAGUCUGCUCAUGGGGUUGAAGGAAGUUGCGGUUUCCAGCGGCAGUGCGUGCACCAGCGCGAGUCUCGAGCCGUCGUAUGUCCUGAGGGCUUUGGGUGUGGAGGACGACAUGGCUCACACAUCGAUCAGGUUCGGAUUCGGGAGAUUCACCACGAAGGAGGAGAUCGACAGGGCCGUGGCACUGACUGUCACUCGAGUGCAGAAGUUGAGGCAAAUGAGCCCGCUUUGGGAGAUGGUGCAAGAGGGAAUUGAUUUGAAAAGCAUUCAGUGGUCACAGCAUUGACCUCGUCUGGUUGUGUAAUAUUAGCUUUUUGUUACAAGGUUCUAUCUCCUCCGUGACGAGGACAUGUAAUUAUUAGGGCCCAGUAGACGAGUGAUCCUUAUUUUCUCCUUACGAUAUAAACACAGGAAAAAUUGAGCUUCAAGUCAGCGAAUAUUACCGAUACUUGCGUAGUCUUCUCGGUGGACUGCGUAUCUCCAUUCUUCUUCUGUACAAGAGGCACCUUAAAUUUCAGGUGUUAUAAUCUGCAACUCUAAUUCAUCGUAACUGCAACGAGUUGUUCGCUUCAUGCUUCCGUUUUGGAGUCUUUUUUCUACACGCGAAAGAUCAAAAUAGAUUUAUGGAGAAGAAAAAGCAUCACACCCGAUAGAAUAGAGUGCCUACGAAUUUGUGAUGAAACUGGGAAUCGGUGCAUUUCACUCUGGACAGGACGCAAGCAGGAAGGCAGACCAACAGCUUGCUAGACCUGACCAUAUACUUCGUGCUGAAUAUGAAUGUUUAUCGUGGAAAGUGCCCAUUCUGUUACGCCAUGAUUAAAUGUCUCAUGAUUAUCGUUGUUCUCAGUCUUGUCGACAUCGUCAUGAAAGUCCUCCGUAUGCAUCACUCGCUCGUUCUAAGCUGAACGACAAGACUGUCGUUUGUCAACUCCAGAUCAUUGUGUUGCAAAGCUUAUGUCAGCUCCCCGUGUUUCGAGUCAGUCUGUUGGAUGAAGGGAAGUCAUGCUUCGCCCUCACCCUCGCAAGCGC
Marchantia polymorpha subsp. ruderalis is the source of this 2758-nucleotide messenger RNA. NCBI's taxonomy places the organism in Eukaryota, Viridiplantae, Streptophyta, Marchantiopsida, Marchantiales, Marchantiaceae. The record is from the annotation of a GenBank genome assembly.